Molecule: messenger RNA, 3861 nt
Organism: Periconia digitata
Lineage: Eukaryota; Fungi; Ascomycota; Dothideomycetes; Pleosporales; Periconiaceae
Source: the annotation of a GenBank genome assembly
CCGUCGCCCAUCACAAUAAAACCAUCAUACACUCCCAUGGUAUCAACAAUACUAUCAAAUACAUUGCACGCCAACAUGUCGGCUACUACAUGUCCAGUGGCCAAGGAAGCCGCCUCUCAACCCUACGAUCCAAAGGAUCCUGAAGGCUAUCUAAGAAGAUGCUCCGGGCACAACAAAAAGAAGGGAACCCGCUGCAGUGCCAUCAUCGGACGGAACUCUCAACAAGCAAAGGACUCACAUUCGACCUAUCUCCCAACAUGCCACACCCACAAGGACCAAAAGAAGUAUGCGGGGCGCUGCAAAUUCACCCAACCCGGGGGAGAAAAAUGUCGAGUGCUAUUCGAAUGGACACCGCCGCAAUUCGAACUUUGCGCAGAUCACCAAGGUCAAUCAGAUACUCCGUGCUAUCUCAUGUCGUUACCGCUCGAAUUGCGCCUGGAGAUCUUUCGAUACCUGUUGCCGAAACGAGCCAUCGGUUCUUCGACUUCACUGUUGCACGUUGCCGAGGAAGAGGAGGAGCCUCCGGGUUGGUUUUGCUUGUAUACGCCCAAUGCUUCCAACUCCCACUCCAUCUCGCGGCCGGGGAUGAUCCGCAAGUCUGGCCAAGUAUCUCCCAUUGAACGCUCGACCCUGGCAAGCGUGUUCCCGGCGCCCUUGUUGAAUGUGCUAGUGUUGAAUCGGCAGAUCUACACCGAAAUGAAGGAUCUCCUGUACAGCACUGUACCAUUCACCGUGGAUGUUCGAAAGGAUGGGACGUUCAUGUGUGGAAGACGGCUUCUGGAACCUAGGAGAGCCGACGGGUCGUCGCACUUUGUUGCAAACGAGGUAGACAACAUGAAAAACAAGUUCCUACAGACGUUUGAAUGGGCCAACGUCAAGAACUACAAUGUCGACAUACUGGUAGAGAAGUGGGAAGACACGCAAGUCAUGUCGCGAGCACCGGGAUUCUGGGACGAGGAGGUUGAGAUUUACGACAUUCGCGAUUACGUCGGAGUAGUUGUCUCCGGAAUUUUGGCUAAAUCAGAUAACCUUUGCAAACUCAACGUCCGCAUUGGUCUUUCCAAGUUCACUUGGAGCGAGGAAGAGCUCAUGAAGAACAUUAAAACUAUCGUGGGACCUUUCGAGCGUCUCCGCAACGUCAGACAGCCGCGGCUUAGAGGCAUAUACGACAGCACGCCACACACGAACUUCAUGAUCAGCUUGCCGUUGCCCGCGCAGGCAAGAGCGGCUCGAGCAGGGCCCGAACUCCAAGCAAAACUGCCCACACCGUUGUGUUCAGUACCUCAGCUGCCAGCUCAAGCGCCACUUCAAGCCUGCAUCCAGUCGUCGUUCACUGACUAUCGCUCUGAAUGGGAGGGUCGAAUCUCGUUAACAGCGCCUUCUUCCAUCAUCAGUAAACCUCCCAUCCGGAACAUGUUUACACAGUUUAAAGAAUUCUACGCCCAGCUCUGCUACAUCAUCCCAGCAGUAACGCACAAAACCGGCCGACUAGCAUUCCUCCACCGCGCGCGAGUAGCGCGGGAGCAAGAGGACGUCGAAGCCUUUCGACUUCUCCAGGCCGAGCUUAUCAACUACUGGUAUACUUACCAAGAAAACGAGCGCCAAAUAAAAGCCAAGCUCGAACAGAAACUGUGCAAAUUGCUGGAUGUGGACGUCUACCCACUCAAUAUCCCAGACACAGAUAACAACAUACCGAAAUCGACGUCGCAAUCCCCUUUAAUGCCAAACAUGGAGCCCCCACCACCAUCAAUCGCGUCAAGCCAACUUGGCGCUAUCCAACAGGCUCGCAAAAACUCCUACUCUCAACUCUCCUCCAGCUCAGACCCCAGUCCCUCACCUCCAGCAAUCCAACAAACCAUGGCUUUAAACCCGCAUCCACCACCCCGCCAGCACAUCCUAAGCCUCAACCACGAUGGGGAAAUGGAGCUCCGAUCCCGCCAACAGCUAAUGCAGCAUCUGCAGAUGCAGCAACAACAGGCGCAGCAGAUGCAGCAGCGACAACUGGGCUAUCAAUACAUCCAUCAACAAAUGAUGCUGGCUCAAGCUCAGUCGCAACAGAACGAACCGCGCCUGAGCCACUUGAGCCCAGUAACAGCUCCGCGACAAGCUACAACGCCUACCCACAUCUCUGCACCUAAUUCAAUCUUACACCAGAUGAAGCAGAAACCUGAUUCCGCUGUGAAAAGGGAAAACCAGUACAUCUCUCCCUCCACAACCCCAUCAUCAUCUGCCCAGCAAAGCCCAACAGCAACAUGUUUCCAACAGCAACAGCAACAACAGCAAAACCUUUUUCCAUCAACAACCAACUCAUCUCCGAACUCGGGACCAGGGUACUGGAAAGCCUGCGACGAUCGCAAUACCAGGGGGUCGUCAUAUACGAUGGGGUAUAAAGAGUGGUUGGAAUUCGUGCACGUCGACGAUGGUGCUUCAUCUGCCUCUUCUUCCUCCUCAUCAUCAUCGCCACCAUCGCAGACGAAGAGCUUAAAACGCGGUCUUCCUUCCCCGACGGAAGAAGAGUUCUUCCCCCACGCAGCUACUGCAAAUUUCCCUGACCCGAAGCAGAAAAGACAGUGUCGCCCCGGACAGGAACGCGAGGAUUAUGGACUCGGGCUAGGGCUUGGUUUGGGCACGACUGUUGUGAAGAUGGAAAAUGCGGAUGCGGAAACGGACAUGGAGUCGCACGUAAGGGUGAAGGUUGAAGUCGACGAACAUCAACAACAACAACCAGUGGAGUUUGAGAGAGGGAGGAAGACCUGGGUCGAUGACGGCAGGAGAGAAGUGAAUGACUGCGGGGAUGAGAUCUUGGUGUUGACCGAGGAACACGAUGUUUUCCGGCUUUGGGAGGGAGCUGAUGGGAAGGGAAAGGGGAGGGCCUGAGGUGCUUUAGAAAGAAAGAUGCCUUAUCCCCUCCGUUCUCGAUCUACCGAGUGUCGGUUUUCUUUUUCUAUCAUCUUUUAUGGACGGUAUUUGGGACAAAAUAUUAUGGAGUUUUGAAACCUGGGAUUGUGUGGGUGGUCAUCUUCUUCAAAAACAAAACUUUUUCUCUUUUUCCUUCACGGUAGUUCCUUGCAUCUCGAAUUUCAAAGGGAUAACGGCAAUAUGCGACACAGCAAUAACGCCUGCGAAAAACAAAAUCAUAUUAAAAAAACCACAAAUAUAUGUCAUCCAACAUAACUCCACAUAUCCCCAGGGUUACAUGAUUGCCUCAAAGCUUGCGGCACCAUCUCCUCGCCAAUAAACCCCGUCACCUACCUCUUCGCCACCAGCACCAUACACACGCACAAACUAAACCCCUCCCUUCUCCCCCCUCCCCUGCCCCCCAAAAAAAUUCACAUUAUACAAAUCCAGCCAGAAAUACACCUACACAAGGCAUUCACAUCAUCUACCAGCCCAUUCCUUCCCCCUCCGUCCUUUCCAUCCCAUCCUACGGACCAAAAACCACCAGCCCAAGAAAACUACGCCGUAAACGCCGCUGCAUAGCUCUCACAUGCACACCCACACCCACACAAAUUUUCCAUCCUCCAUUCCAUUCCAUCAAUCAUCCUUCUCAUCCAUCCUUCUACUGCCUCUCCAAUCAUUUCUACCUCACAACUCCCCUUUCCUUCCUUCGAUCCUACAUGGUGUAUGCGCAUACGCCGUAGGGUUAGAUUACAUCACAUCAGCUCAGGGUCAGCCUUGGGUGGUUUUAGACAUGGACGAUGGUUUGUUGAGGGUCACUGCACUGCGAUGCGGCGCUGUCUUCCUUUCGUUUUUUUUUUUUCGGAAUUUCCUUCUGAGAUGAGAAGAAGGGGAGUAAGAAAGAAAGUAAAGAGAGAAGAAGGAGGGUGUAUACUGUAUAGACUACUCCACACUAUGAUUGAG